AUUGAGAAAAUAAUAUAGCGAGGUUCUACUGUACGUUAUCAGUGGUCAGCUGUUCUUUUGGUCGCAAAAUUCCCCUUGCGGGCGUAGGCAACACUACGGCAUGUUUUGACAGCUGUAAUAAACGAAGAAACAAAAAAAAAAAUAGUUAAAAGCGGCAUGCUGUGUUUUUCAUUAAUUUGGUGUGCAUUUCAAAAUAAUUUUCUUCCUUGAUGAAUUAAAAGUGCUGUGACAGAAGAAUCCAACAAGAUGCCAAAAGAACAGUUUCGUGAAGCAGAUGUGAUUAAAAAAAUCUCCCAUGUGCAGUUUUGUAUUAGCAGUCCAGAGGAAAUUCAACAGGAGUCACAUUUGCGUAUUGUUUCAAAGAAUCUAUAUCAAGCUCAACGCCAACCUGUGCCUUAUGGCGUGUUGGACAAGCGCAUGGGCGUCAGCACCAAAGAUGCCACUUGUGAUACAUGCGGUCAGGGUCUAAAUGAGUGUAUCGGGCAUUUUGGCUAUUUGGAUCUUGCAUUGCCUGUAUUCCACAUUGGACAUUUUCGUGCGACUAUUUCAAUUUUACAAAUGAUUUGUAAAAGUUGUUCACACGUUAUGCUCAAGGAGGCAGAUAAACGCAUAUAUGAAAAGAAGCUGUUAAAUCCAAACUUAUCCUAUUUAGCGAAGAAAGCUUUACAUGGUCAAAUAUUAAAUAAAGCAAAGAAACAGUCAAAAUGUCCACAAUGCGAGGCACCCAACGGUGGCGUAAAGAAAGGUCCAGGUCUACUGAAAAUUCUACAUGAUCCCUGCAAAGGCAAAAAAGCCGAUGCUGUAAUAACCGAUGCGCUUAAAGAGUUGUUGCGUGCUACUGAAAAUAAUCGUGAAUUACAGCAUAUGAUUGCAUCAAAUAAUAAUUUAGAAGAACUUAAUCCCUUAACAGUAUUGGAACUUUUUAAAACAAUACCCAAAAACGAUAUACCAUUGUUGGGUAUGACCUCGGAAGACGCUAGUCCAGUUAAUUUAAUAGUAACACGCGUAUUUGUACCGCCCGUCUGCAUACGACCCUCUGUACUGUCCGAAGUAAAGGCUGGAACUACUGAAGAUGACUUGACCAUGAAGCAGAGUGAAAUAUUGCUUAUCAAUGAUGUUAUACAAAAACAUAUGACUGGCGGCGGCAAAAUCGAACUCAUUCAAGAGGAUUGGGACUUUCUACAACUGCACGUGGCUUUGUAUUUUCACAGCGAAAUUUCCGGUAUACCACUUAAUAUGGCACCGAAAAAAACCACACGUGGCAUUGUUCAGCGCUUAAAAGGCAAACAAGGUCGUUUUCGUGGUAAUCUCUCCGGCAAACGUGUGGACUUUUCCGGACGUACUGUAAUAUCACCCGAUCCUAAUCUAAUGAUACAUCAAGUGGGUGUACCUGAACGCGUCGCUAAAAUACUUACCUAUCCAGAGCGUGUUAAUCCAGCAAAUAUACAAAAAAUGAAAGAGCUUGUUAAAAACGGUACACAAAAGCAUCCUGGCGCAAAUUAUGUACAACAACGUGGUUCCACAUUUAAAAAGUAUCUCGCCUACGGUAAUCGUGACAAAGUAGCGCAUGAUCUAAAAUGUGGCGAUAUUGUCGAGCGUCACUUAUGCGAUGGUGAUAUAGUGCUCUUCAAUCGCCAACCCUCUCUACACAAAAUGUCCAUUAUGUGUCACCAAGCUAAAGUGCAACCGCAACGUACAUUCCGUUUCAAUGAAUGCGCCUGCACGCCAUACAAUGCAGAUUUCGAUGGUGAUGAAAUGAAUUUACAUUUGCCACAAACGGAGGAGGCACGGGCAGAGGCGCUUAUUCUUAUGGGCAACAAAUCCAACUUGAUUACACCUAAAAAUGGCGAAAUACUCAUUGCUGCGACACAAGAUUUCAUAACAGGCGCUUACCUGUUAACGCAAAAAGACGAAUUUCUUACCAAGGAGCAGGCCAUGCAACUGGCAGCCUGCUUUCUAGCUGGGCCAGAUGCUAAUAUGCGUAUCGAUAUGCCACCUCCAGCUAUAUUGAAGCCACGUAAACUUUGGACAGGCAAACAAAUCUUCAGCCUGUUGCUGCGUCCGAACAAGGCGUGUCCAGUUAAGGCGAAUUUAAUAACAAAAGGACGCAAUUACACCAGUAAUUACGACAUGUGUGUACGCGAUUCAUGGGUGAUUGUACGCAACUCGGAACUAAUUUGUGGCUCAAUGGACAAGAGCACUUUGGGCUCUGGCACGAAAAAUUGCAUCUUCUAUGUUAUAUUGCGAGAUUUUGGUGAGCUCUUUGCUACCAAAUGCAUGUGGCGUUUAGCAAGGAUUGCUUCAUUUUUCAUACAAAACCGCGGUUUUUCUUUCGGCAUUAGUGAUGUUACGCCCAGCAACAAGUUGCUUGAGGAAAAACAAAAAUUAUUGGAAAAUGGUUAUGCAAAAUGUGACGAAUAUAUUUUGGAAAUGAAAAAGGGUACCCUACAAUGUCAACCGGGUUGUACGCCCGAACAGACCUUGGAGGCGGUUAUGUUACGUGAACUCUCCUCUAUACGUGAACAGGCAGCUAAAGCUUGCUUCCGUGAGCUACAUCCCACAAAUAGUGCAUUAAUAAUGGCUUUGUCCGGCUCAAAGGGUUCGAAUAUUAACAUAUCACAGAUGAUUGCAUGUGUCGGUCAACAGGCUAUUAAUGGCAAACGUGUACCUAAUGGAUUUGAGAAUCGUGCGCUGCCGCAUUUCGAGAAAUUCUCUGCUAUACCCGCAGCACGUGGUUUCGUUCAAAAUAGUUUUUACUCGGGUCUUACGCCUACUGAGUUUUUCUUCCAUACAAUGGCUGGUCGUGAGGGUUUGGUCGAUACCGCUGUAAAGACUGCAGAAACUGGUUAUCUGCAGCGACGUUUAGUGAAGUGUCUGGAAGAUCUGGUCGUGCACUAUGAUGGCUCUGUUCGCAAUGCCAUAGGUGAAAUAGUCGAGUUGAUCUAUGGCGGCGAUGGUCUAGAUCCUGUUUUCAUGGAAGUCAAAAAUAAACCCGUCGAUUUAGUGCGUCAAUUAAAUCAUUUGCGUGCAACUGUGCCAGAUCGUCAAAGCGCACCGCUUGCGGCAGCUGAUAUUUCUACCGUAACUAAAAAAAUACUUACAGAAGAAGAGUUUACAAUGAGUCGCAAGGAUUUUCAAAAGGAAAUUAUCACAUUCAUCGACAAAGUCGCCCAAAAGAUCGCCAAUAUACAGGAGAAAUAUCGGCGUCAUCCGAAACUCGCUAAUGAAAUCGAACGUCUCACCGAAGAUCAAAUACGCACUUUUAUGCGUUGGGUCAAUGACAAAUACAACCGAGCCGUAACUGAGCCUGGUACUGCUGUCGGCGCUGUAGCUGCGCAAAGUAUUGGUGAACCUGGUACACAGAUGACAUUGAAAACUUUCCAUUUUGCUGGUGUCGCUUCGAUGAACAUUACACAGGGUGUACCACGUAUUGUAGAAAUCAUAAAUGCAACAAAAACAAUUUCAACACCAAUCAUUACCGCGGAAAUUGAGAAUAAUACCAGCAUGGAGUUCGCGCGUAAAGUAAAGGCGCGUAUUGAGAAGACAACGCUCGGCGAGAUUUCUUCUUACAUUGAGGAAGUAUUCAGGCCAGAUGACUGCUUUUUAGUUAUACGUUUAGAUUUGAAUCGCGUAAAAGUGUUGGGCUUAGAAAUCAAUGCCGAAACUGUGCGUUACUCUAUUUGCACCUCAAAAUUGCGCAUCAAACCGGCGCUGGUGGACGUGGUCGGUGCUUCUGUAAUAACAGUUCACAUUGAUACCUCGAAGCAUGGCGCCACACUCAACGCCGAGCUGCAACGUCUCACGAUAGCUAUACAGAAUGUUGUUGUGGCCGGCUUACCGAAUAUUUCACGUGCUGUCAUCGCCAUCGAUGAUGCACACACGCCGCACACCUAUAAACUAUGCAUUGAAGGCGCUGGUUUACGCGAUGUAAUGGCCACUUUUGGUGUGGUGGGUGCACACACAAAGAGUAAUAAUAUUUGGGAAGUUUACAACACCUUGGGUAUUGAGGCUGCACGUACUACUAUUAUGACUGAAAUCACUGAUGUGAUGGAGGGGCACGGCAUGAGUGUCGAUCAUCGACAUAUCAUGCUGUUGGCCAGUCAGAUGACAUCGCGCGGUGAGGUAUUGGGCAUAACACGGCAUGGUUUGGCGAAAAUGCGUGAGAGCGUCUUCAAUUUGGCAUCGUUUGAAAAAACUGCUGAUCAUCUCUUCGAUGCCGCUUACUUUGGACAAACUGAUGCUGUGGACGGCGUUUCAGAGCGUAUUAUAUUGGGCAUGCCCGCAUCGAUCGGUACUGGUCUCUUUAAGCUUAUACACAAUCAUGAGGACACAGCAUUGCCGGAAGUGGAAAUGCCAAUAUUUCACUCAGUUACGUAGAUAGAGUUAACACAUACGCGUGAUAUUUUUCUGUGUUUGUUGUUUGAAAGAAAUUUAUGUAUUUAAUGGUGGAAAACGAUGAAACCCUCAAAUAAACUUUAUAUAAUAAAUUA
Ceratitis capitata (Mediterranean fruit fly) is the source of this 4490-nucleotide messenger RNA. RefSeq names its product DNA-directed RNA polymerase III subunit RPC1 (gene Polr3A). Bases 247 to 4377 code for a protein of 1376 amino acids. Gene Ontology annotation, biological process: DNA-templated transcription. The record is from RefSeq and is a predicted model, not a curated record. The transcript has 13 exons. Gene Ontology annotation, molecular function: DNA-directed RNA polymerase activity; DNA binding. NCBI's taxonomy places the organism in Eukaryota, Metazoa, Arthropoda, Insecta, Diptera, Tephritidae.